UUCUCACCUCUAGUGGCUACGCCAUUUUGUGUAAAAGAGAAAAAUUGAGAAUUACAAAAUAAGAAAGCGAAUUCUUUUGUGUUAAUAAUAAGGUGUAAAGUAAUUUUAUAUGCUUAAAUAUUAGUAUAUAGAUGCUGUGUAGUGUUUAAAUAUUGACAGUACGUGUGAUACGCCCAUUCGCUUUAAUACGUGUGGAUCUACACAUUCAUAAUUAGAUAAUCUCCAAUUAUGCCGACAACAUAUUUAAUUGUUACCUGUUAGUGAAAGCAAAACCUGCCAGGUAAACAAUUGGACAUAAACAAUAAUCAACCGACAUGUCUACAAUAAAUCGCCGGAUAAAAGUCAAAUUUCGAGAUGCUGUACUGAAAUCCCACAAAGCCAAUGCUUUGAAAUGUGAUCGAAUGGCUUUUACCGGCGUAACAUCAAUUUUAACGGCUGGAAAAGAGUGUUGCCAAUCAGUAUUAAAUGUCAAAUUAUCAAGAUCAAAGAAGUCUGAAUCAAUAUGUACCCAGAAGCCCCCCGUUAAAGCUUCAUAUUAUAAUCGUAACACUCCAAAUGAUCCUGCGGUAAAUACUACUUUAAAGCGACGCAGAUCCGCCAGGCAUGCCUCGGUCUCGGUCUCUGUCUCUGCUAAGGAGGCACCAAUUGUUUGCAAGACUAAGAAAGCUCUAUGGCAAAAUUGUAACAUGCUUGCGAUACUACUGGUAACAUUUUACCUCAUAAGCUCAUCACAUUCGAUAUUAGUCGAAGAACAAAACAUAGCCGGCAGUGCUGAAGAGCACUUGUCUCUCAAGGGCAUCGCCAAUUCGAACAAUACCAGCACCAGCUUCCGAAGUGCCGCCGGUAAGUCAAUGUUAAGCAACAGUAGUACUGCGGGCAGCGGGUUAGGUAGAUCUUCCGUUGCGGCAAGCGGAUAUCUGGACAAGUUGGACAAUUUGGAGCGAAGUGUAGCCGCUGUUUUGAUCAAAGUGGCCUAUGGAACAACGUCAACGACCAAACGAAGCAUACCCGACAAUAGCUAUAUCUUGGGUCUCACCACUGUCGCGACGCCACUUCUAACAACUCUUCGAUACCAAUCCUCGAAUCAAGCUCAGCAUAACGGUGCUCGCCAUAGAAACUAUGAGCUGGACUUGGAAAGAGAUCACGCUUUGCCAACCUCGGCACCAAAUGCUGAUAUCUUGAAGAGUAAUAAUAAUCCAACGUACCCGAAUCCAAAUCGUCAUCACAGCAGCAGUCAUGACCGCGAUCGUCAUCGACACACAAUGCAAUACAAUUCAACACCGAUGCCAUCAAUUCCUAACUUAUUAAAGAAAGCCAACGGCCAGCCGACAAUACCAAUGUAUCCUGGAGAUAUUCCGUCGUACUCGCCACCAUCAAGAUCAUUUUUUACGCCGCCAUUACCGCCGGAAUAUCAAAACCCAUUUGCAGACAAGCCCACGUUACGAGGCACUAAUAACGAGGGUCUUAUAUCAAAUACGGUACCGUUUAAUAACAGGCGGCCGAUACCGCCACCCAGUCUGAUGCCUGGCCAUGAAAGGAUACCAUUUCGUCCGCCCGAUCUUGCUGCCUCAAUUGGCAACACGGAUGGAAAUUCGAAUCACAAUGCAAAUGAAAGCUAUCCAAGUAGUUCGGUGGAUGGUAAAAAGCCACUUGUCGCGACCAGCAUGCAAGGAGGAGCCUUUGACGUCGCCGGAGAUCGUAAAAAAGCACUCAAUACACCGUCACGGCCGGGCAAUGAUGCAGUCGCAGCCGUUGAAGCGUCGGAUCAUAAUAACAAUGCCAAUUAUCAUAAUGUGCAAGAUAUUGGCGUGACCAAGAGCAAGGAAUCCUCCAAUGCAAAUAAGAGGCAAGAGGUUCUGCCGAACAUUAGACGCAUACUAGGAUCAAAUGGCAAGAAAGGUGACAUACCUGCUGUUCUAUUACGACAUGUGACACAGCGACCCUUGGUCAACUAUCAUCAACCGCCAGCGUCGCCGAUAGUUUCGGUCGAUAAUGCGGAAAUAGCAAAGGAGAGCAGCAGCAGCAGCAGCAGCAGCAGUAGUGAUGAUAGUGCUGCAUCUGCAUCGGUUAGUCCAAACAUAAAUAAGAGCAAACAGUCGGCCGGAAAAUUGGACGAUGCCGUGCCAAGAGAUUUGUUUGGCAACAAUGCUAGUCAGGCAGCAGUUACCACACCUUCGGCUGCAGCUGCAAUUGGUGAGGCGGCUGCCACAUCAUUUACAUCUGCAACGACAAAUGCAAGGCCAACUAAUGCAGGAAAAGCUGCUGACACAGCCACAGGCCAAGGCACAGGAUCUGUGGGUGGUGGUGCUGCUGCGGCUGCGGCGGCGUCUGCUCAUACCACAUGGACGUGGGCGUGGAACAUACAUAUUUAUUUAUCGGUCAUUCUGUACACGAUUUUGGCAGUCUAUUCGCUUUACAAGCUUGUCACCUUUGACAAGCUGACGCAUCUAUUCGCCCAGUCAUAUUUUGUGUACAUCUACCUCAUACUUAUUGCCAUUUGUAUAAUGCGCAUCUUUUACUUAUGCUUCGAUGCUUACAAUAUUCAUGGAACUUUUCCAAUAUUUGCCGCAGAGCUUUUAUUGAAUUUGCCAUCAACAUUCUUGACUGUUGCCUUCGCUGUGCUCAUUUUGUUUCUGUUUUUAAAGUCCUUGAAUCACAAAAACAAUCGCUACUCAGCGCUGGUGCGACCGCUAACCGUCGUCGUCGGCUGUGGUGUACACGUUGGACUCUGCAUUACCCUGCAUUAUGUCGAAUCGUAUACCCUGCAAAAUCAUCACUUGUACUUUCAGCAACAGCAACAGCAGCAAUAUUUUCGCCGCCAACAGCAGCAGCAGCAACAACAGGUUAGCAUGUCGCCUUCGACCAGUCUGGCCAAUCCACCGCCACCACCACGGGUUCUUUCGCUUAUAUGCCAAAUUAUUUAUAUAUUCAUAUGCCUUAGCUUGGGACUCUUGUAUCUGUAUUUAUAUCGCAUACUGAAGCGCAUACUAAGAAGCAAAUCCCAAAAUUAUAUACAUGGCUAUCAGAAUCUAUCCUAUGCUAUUCAUAUCACAAUUGCAACAGCAUUGCUAUUUGUUUUAUUGGCUGCUCUGCAAAUCUUUGGCGCGGUUUGCAUCUCAGCAGCGCGACCCCUGAUUAGCCAGGCGAAUAUUAUUGUUGAGGUCGAUUGGAUGCAGUGGGGAUAUCAGUUUUCAUUGCGUCUGAUCGAGAUAGCAAUCAUAACAUUGAUAUCAUGGGUGACGGGCCUAAAAACCAGCGUUGGCAGCAAUGCCAACGGUAGCGUCGCCGUUAACGGCGAUGUCCGAAUGGUCGGCGGGACAGCUGCUGGGAUGAGCGGUUUUGCCAAUGCUGCAAAUGCCACCGGCAGUGUAAUGAGAGAAAAACACGGUGCUGCUGCUGCUGCCCAUCAUCAUCACAAUUCGCAUUCAAAUGUUGCCAAUUUCUUUUUGCCGUGCACAUCGAGCUCAAGCCAGGAACAGUUUGAAACUGAUUAUCCAGCCAUUUGCAAUGCCAAUACAAAUCUUCAUACGUAUACAAUGCGCACCGGCAAGCUGAUAUAUGAUGAUAGCUAUGCGCUGAACUCGCUGGCGGGGCCAUCGGCAGCUUCUCCGAGCGGCGGCGGCAAUACUGAGUAUCAGCUGCAGGAGCCAAUGUACCAGAGACCCUACGAUACUGGCUCAAUAAGAAGUGCUAUUAAUCACAACAUAACAGCCGAAUAUGGUCCACAAGCUUCUUCGCGUUACCAUCAACAUCAUCCACAUCCACAUCCGCAUCCACAUCAUCAUCAUCAUAAUAUGCGUGCGGCACAUGAACCGGCAGCCUAUAUGAGCGCCGAUUAUAUGACCGAUGCCACAACCGAUCAUUACGAAAAUCCAAAUUUUGAUUUACGUACAAGCUCAACGGGUGCUGUUGGCGUCGGUGUUGGUGUCGGAGUCGGAGUUGGGGCCAUGCAAAAGUUGGGCAAAAACCCAGUCAGCUCUGGUUCUGCAUCUGCAUCAGCAUCUGGCUCUGGGUCUGGAUCAUCCGGUACAUCUCAGCAACAAAUGCUGCUAUUGCAGAGUGACAGCUGCUAUUCAGAGCCAUUGCAAGAGAACUCAAGCUAUGAAUUUAAUAACUUUGAGCGGCCCGUAUUCAAAGAAAAAUCCAUUGGCGGCAGUAGCUCACAUCCGAGCGAUGAGUGCUGGCCCGACCGAGAGCGAGAAAAUCUCAAAUUGACAAAGUGUUGUGAUAGAAAACCGAAUAAUAAUAGUUCGACACUCGAUGCUGCAACAUUUGAAAAUCCGGAGCGACGUAGUUCCAAUUCAACCAAUUCAUGUUCCUCCUCAAACGGUAUCCGUUACGCCAGCUAUAACUCAUACGAGCGCGGCGCCCAUUACAAUGGUGUGCGAAAGAGUGGCACUCUAAACAAUAUUGUUAAUGGAGCAACUGGUACGGGUAAAGGCUCUGGUCCUGGUCCUGGUCCUGGUCGUGCAAUAACUGUUGUACCAGGCAGUAAAAGAGUAAACGGUGCACAGACAUUGGCACACACAGAACGUUCGCACUAUUUUCAAAGGAGUGGACGCACUCUGAAUACCAUUAAUCGUUCAUUAGCUACAAAUGAUUUUGAAUUAACACCAAGCGUUUGCAAUGAAUUGUUGACGCUAAAGCAACACCAAAUUAAACAGCAUCAGCAGCAGCAGCAGCAACAACAUCCGCAGUACAAUCACAACAAUUCAGAGGAGGAGGAUGAGGAGGAAUACGACGACGACGAUAUGAUAUCAGGAAGUAAUGUAGAGUGCACCAAUUUGAUAAGCAACAAUGAGCAUGGUUAUUGUAUAGCAAGCGAAAACAGCAUCACAUCAAAUCCACUUUCUACACAACACCUGCAUGUACAAAAUAAUUCAAAAUCCAUACAUCAUCUGCAUCAACAGCAGGAAGCAGCCGCCGCCGCCGCCAGUGUGCCAAGCUCCUCCGAGUUGGAGCCGAAAAUUGUUGCCUCAUCAACAGUAGCCGCAUCCGCAUCAGCUUCGCCUUCAAGUGCCUCGGAUAGCAUGAUUGUUGCUGAGCAGGGUUUCUUGCGCUUUCGCGCCAAUGAGGAUGUCAAUGCCCAACAGCGAAUCGAAGGUGUGAUGCAUCAUCAGCAAAAUCGGAGCGUGUCCAACGCCCUAUCGCAAAUUUGUAGUAAUGUUAAUGGCAUCGAUUGCUAGGCAAUUCGUUCAUAUAUAUAUAUGGAUAAGAUAUGUCCGAUUCUCGAUUCUAAUCUCUAUCGGUCGAGUGCCGCCGCCGCUUACUGCCAAUUGUAGUUAAUUCGCCACUUUCUACUCUCUUCAAACUUGUGAUAUACAUAUUAAUAAUAAUGAUAUAUUAUAUAUAUAUAUACAAGUAUGUGUAUAUAUAUAUAUAUAUAUUAUAUAUCUACUAUACAUUACAAACAAUAUCCUAAAAUGUAAAAAAACAAAAAACGUAGUAUUCAUACUGAAAUUUUGCUGCAAUUGUGACGUUUGAAUCCCGAAAUAUCAAUACUUAUGUAUAUAUAUAUAUAUAUAUAUAUAUAUAUAUAUAUAUAUUUUGUAUAUACUGUAAUAUAUUUGCAUAAUUUGCUCGAUGCAAAAUUUUCUACAUACACACUAAUUUGUUUUUAUUUAUUGUUUAUAAAUUAAUGCAAACAGCAGCUUUUUACCGUUUGACAGCUUACAUAGCAUUUAAAUUCAUAUAGCAUAGAUUUUUAUAGCAGUUACAACAUGCAUACUUAUAAAUAUAUAUAAAAACAAACAAAAAAGAAGUGUAGUUUUAAGCAAUUACAUUUAAUGUAAAUUUAAUUAUCGUAUUCAAACUGUUAAUUGUAAACAAUAUAUUCUGAGGGCAUUCAUCGACAAAAUGAUUUCAUUAAUGCUCCUUUACUCACAUAGUA
This is a messenger RNA of Drosophila montana, 5890 nucleotides long. RefSeq lists its product as uncharacterized. The record is from RefSeq and is a predicted model, not a curated record. The coding region runs from base 315 to 5186 and encodes 1623 amino acids. NCBI's taxonomy places the organism in Eukaryota, Metazoa, Arthropoda, Insecta, Diptera, Drosophilidae. The transcript is spliced from 5 exons.